GUGUUUACGAUGGAAAACAACACUGCGUUGAAUUAUUCGAUGUUAGGGAACAACUCGGGGGACUUACAUACAGACUUUCAGAACGCUGAAGAGCCGGAAAAAUGGGGAUUUUGGCUUAAGACCGUCUUAACCCCAAUAAUAGUGUUUGCAGGAAUCAUCGGUAACAUCCUUUCCCUUAUCGUCAUGAAAUCAAAAGCUCUGCGUCAUAAAUCUUACUCACAGUAUCUGAGUGCUCUCGCCGUCUUUGAUACACUUACGCUGAUAAUCCGACAAAUACGAUCAGUUGAUGAAUACUCCCGAGACAACUCCUCAUCAGGUGUAAUAUUUCACAACUUCGACGAUAUCGGCUGCAAGAUAUUCAAUUUCACGGAACACAUUUGCUAUCUUAUGUCAUCAUGGCUAAUUGUUUUAAUGGCUUUGGAAAGAUUAAUUGCGGUCUGCAUGCCAUUCAAAAAGUUCUUAAUAAGGCGAAGAUCAGGGGCAACAGUGGUUAUAAUAGUGUUGUUUAUUUCCAUGAGUCUUAGUCAGGCAUUUCGCCUCGUUAUGGUCGAACAACUUGAGUCCAGAAACUGUGGAGCAAGUGAUAGUUUUAUCGAGCUGUACUCCAAUCUUCACAUCUACUUUUACCACAUGACCCUGACGUUUAUUCUACCGGUGACGUUCGUUCUGGUUUGUAACGGACUCAUUCUCUACAAAAUAUUCAAAAUUCGUAACGAAAUUAACUCGCGAGUUGAACAAAAGAAUCGGCACCACCGUGUUAUGCGGAAAACGCACCGAACAACCUGUAUGCUUCUGACAGUUUCGUUUACUUACCUCGGAACGCUGUUACCGCUAUUGACGUUGUCGUUGGCUCUGGACAUAAUUGUGAAAGCAAGGGGUCGAGAAGCAUAUAUAUUUUAUGUUUCAGUGACACCAUACCUUGACAUUGCUAUUGUGGUGUCACUUAUCAAUUACGCUGCAAAUUUCUUUAUUUAUAUUUUGUCAGGAAAGAACUUCAGGUAUGAGCUUAAAAAAUGCUUCUACAGUCAAACAACUUCUAUUCGAAGUCUUACCGUUAGAAGCAGCAAGGAAACGAAGGAAGAAAUGAUUCGUUUGUAA
Molecule: messenger RNA, 1098 nt
Organism: Mya arenaria
Lineage: Eukaryota; Metazoa; Mollusca; Bivalvia; Myida; Myidae
Product: cysteinyl leukotriene receptor 2-like
Exons: 2
Coding region: 10-1098 (362 amino acids)
Biological process (GO): G protein-coupled receptor signaling pathway
Cellular component (GO): plasma membrane
Molecular function (GO): G protein-coupled receptor activity
Source: RefSeq, a predicted model, not a curated record